Messenger RNA from Poecilia reticulata (guppy), 7349 nucleotides. RefSeq names its product xylosyltransferase I (gene xylt1). Gene Ontology annotation, molecular function: protein xylosyltransferase activity. Gene Ontology annotation, biological process: chondroitin sulfate proteoglycan biosynthetic process; heparan sulfate proteoglycan biosynthetic process. Gene Ontology annotation, cellular component: membrane. Lineage: Eukaryota; Metazoa; Chordata; Actinopteri; Cyprinodontiformes; Poeciliidae. The record is from RefSeq and is a predicted model, not a curated record.
GGACAUAGUGCUAAAGAAAAUCAACAAAGCACCUCGCACAGGAGUACGGCCUCUUUUAUUUAUGUGAAACGUAUGCAGAUUGCUUGAUUGAACAAAAAAAAGAAAGAAGAAGAAACAAAGUGAAACUUAAAACAAGAAAAUUGUAAAAGCCCUCCAUUCAUUAUAAACUUAUUUAUGUAGCUGACAAGAAGGAAAGGGGAAGGGUGAUGAGCUGACACCUGAAAGCUGGAAAAGCACCACAGAGGCUGGAUGACCUCAUGCUAAAUGAGCACAAUAACACCGGAGGUAAUAUAUGAGCCAACAAGGACGAAACAGUGGAAGAAAUAAGAAAAUUAUGCACAUGUAAAGAAAGACGUUACCGACAGUCAAGUAUAUGGAACUCAAAUGGUGGCAAUGGUCUGCUGGAACAAGUGAAAACAUCAUUUGAAUUCAUAACACAUUCAGAAUUCAGUGGCAACUUUUCCGAGGCUGAGUUUUGUAGAGCAGAAGUCUUCAACCGUAGAUCUGCGUGUUUCAGGUGUUUCCCUAACCGCCACUUGAUCUAAACGAGGUGUUCAUUUACGGAUUCCUGCAGAACAUGAUGUGAUCCCGGGGGAGGUAAUAAUGAUCAUUUGAUGAUUUUGGACACAUCCAAAACGUGCUGGCUAGUGUUCCCUUAGGGACAGGGUUAGGGAACACUUCUGUUGGGAAAUGAUGAGCUGUUUGUGUCUCACCUGUUGUAGAUGACCGUCCAAAGUGCCUCGCAUAUUUGAGCUAAUGGCCAGUCGCAGAGGGGCCCAAGUCUGAAGCAGAUCACUGCCAUUUUGUAACAGAUUUUGUCUAAUUAAUGUUGGUCAAUCAUUACCGAUAACCCAUGUGAAACAUUCACUACAGAAUGAGUAUAAAUGGGCAUAGAAAACAUCUCAUAACAGAGCGACGAGUUUUAUUUAAAACCUACUUUCUUUACAGAUGACUUCACAACAUUAAGCUUUUGUACCGCAAUUUGAGAAAAUUCAUUUGCUCUCUAACAGAUGUCUCCUGUUUUUUUAUUUUGUCACCGUUAAGUGUUCCAGAUGAUCAAACACAUUUUAAUUUCAGACAAGAUAAAUCGAGCAAACCGCAGACUGAAAUUAUGGUUUCUUAUACUGAGGGGAAAAAAAAGUUAUCCGAACUAAGCUGCCCAUAUGUUCAAAAGGAAUCGCCUCCCAAUCUUAACGACUAGUUGUGCCACCGUUUCAGUGACGAAGGCUAAAAUGUGUUUGCAGUAACUGGUGAUGAGUUGUUUUUUUUUACAUCGCUGUGAAGGAGGUUUGGCCCACUUGUCUAUGCAAAGCCUGUUUAAGGGAAUGCCACUGCAUCCCAAUUGGAUUUAAGUCCAGAACCUGACUACGCCAAGCCAAAAAUGUUCAUUUAUUUUGUUUUGUUUCGAAGAAUUCAAAGGAGGACUUGCUGGUGUGCUUCAUUGUCCUGCCACAUAACCCAAGUUCACUUGAGACUUUGGUCAAACUGAUGACUGGACAUUUUUCUUCAGGACCAGACAAUAAUUCAAAUAGUUCCUAUAAAAACAACAAGAAGAGGUCACAAAGCAGAUAAACAGUCCCAAACCAUUCCACUAUCAACAGCAUGCGAAGGAAUCACUGUUCUCUGCUGUUACUGCAGUUCACUUGAGCUCCAAAGGAUUGGUUAGAAAUCACCUUUUCUCCAUCAAGUGUAAAAGACCUUCUCAUGCAUUUUUCAAUUUCUUUAGAUUAUGUCAUGAUGUGCUGAUUUUUCUUUGUUGGCCUUUAUGAAGUUAGAUGGCAGUAACCAGGGCUGUUUGUGGCUUGUGAACUUUCACUUAGCUUUGUAAAAGACAUCAUGUUCUUCCCAAUUAAUUCACUAUUAAAACCAAUAAGCAGGUUUUAUAACUUUUUUUUAACUUUGGGUUUGGGUUUGCUUGGAUAGCAAUUUUUUCCCCCCUUAAUAAAUUACGUUGACAUUUUAAGCAACACUUUGUAUUUGCGGGUUAUCUUUGCUUGAUGAUCUAGUGGAAGAAAUGCAAAUAAAGAAGCAAAAUGUAAGAGAGAAAAUACUUUUUACCUGACUGAAGGUGUAUUGGAAAAUAUAUAUAUAUAUUUGCAGUUUAGCCCCAACAGAAAGUUGACUGAGAUGAAUUAGUAAAGCUGCCCAAGGCAACAUAAUAAAGCUAGGGACCCCACAGUCAAUGCCCCUGUUGACAUCAGUUAACUUGUCCGUCAAGAAGCCCUACAGGCCCAGUAAUUCUGCAAUUUUCUGCCUUCUAAUAACGCAAAGUGAACAUUUCCAUAUUUGCAAUUACCUGGACGCAUUUGAUAUUAUCCAAAUUCUUCUUUUGGUAGAUUAAAACGUGGACUAAUUUCCGUCUCACGGAGAUUGAACUGGAAGUGGACUCCGAGCGCCUGGAGCAUCUCUUCUGUCGGGUUUCACCACACGGUGGCCCCCCUGUCUCUCCUUCCCGACGCUCCUCCUCGCCCCCACCGCCACCAUAAAGCUCAGCCUCCCUCCACCAACACCACCACCGCCGCCGCCUCCUCCUCCUCCGCUGCCUCCCUCAGUACUUCCACUCUUCUCAUCCCGUCUCCCCAGCUCGCUCGCUCAGAGCCACAGACGCUCCUUCCAGCUCUGUGCAGCGCGGCGUGCGAACAUGGUCGGCGGCUCCUGUGCUCGCAAGCUGGCCCGUCGGUCUCGGUCCGCCCUGAUCGCAGCCCUCACCGUGCUGCUGGUGCAGACCCUCAUUGUGUGGAACUUCAGCUCCCUCGACUCCGGCGAAGAGCGAGAAAACGCAGGCUCCAGCGUGCGAGAGAAGAGGGACCGGGUGGCGGGCAGCAGAGCCGCCGGCAGCGAGUAUCUCCAGCGCGGGGUCCAGCAGCAGCAGCGGCAGCCCGGGCAGCAGCAGCAUCUUCCUCCGCCGGGGAGGGGGACGUCUCGUCACAUACAGCAGCCGGAYGGGUAUUACUCCCACCGGCCGAAGGAGAAAAGCAGAGUCGACAGCAACAAUGAGAACUCGGUGCCCAAAGACUUUGAGAACAUAGAUAAUAGUAAUUUCGGUGCCCGUUCGCACCGGCAAUCUGUAGGCGCCACCAGCAGCAAGCAGCGGGAGCGUGUGCAAGGGAAGCCCCACACCCAGCAGCAGGCCUGGCACGACAGCUCCCCCAGACUGGGCCGCAGCUCCAAUGAGAUUUUGCCCAUAGGCCACCAGUCGCUAGAACUGGGAAACAAUGCCUCCUAUCCUGGUGGCCAGGGCAUCGUCGGAGGCCUGCAGCAGCAGCACACUCGUGCCUCACUUGACCAGUCCCAGCACAGACAUCAGCAUCCGCACAAGAAGCAGGCGACUACACCGACACUGGAGGUGACGUACGAUCAGCCGCCGCAAUGCGAGAUCAGCGGCAAGGAAGCCAUUUCUGCCCUGUCCAGAGCCAAGAGCAAGGAGUGCCGGCAGCAGAUCGCCGAAGUCUACUGCAGACACAAGGAGGGCCAGCUGAUGCCUGAUGCAGUAACUCGUUAUUGCCCUAUUGAAGGUAAAGCCAACGUGAACAUCCAGUGGGAUGAAGACUCUGUGGAGAGCUUUCCACUGAAACCAGUGAGAAUAGUUUUUGUUCUGGUGAUUCACGGACGAGCCUCUCGCCAGUUCCAGCGUCUCUUCAAAGCCAUCUUCCACACCUCUCACUUCUACUACAUUCACGUCGACCAGCGCUCCAACUACCUGCACAGGCAGGUGCAGGCCCUCGCUUCCCAGUAUCCCAACGUGAGGGUGACGCCCUGGCGCAUGGCCACCAUCUGGGGGGGAGCCAGUUUGCUGACCAUGUAUCUGCGCAGCAUGGCUGACCUGCUGGCCAUGAGGGACUGGAGCUGGGAUUUUUUCAUCAAUCUCAGCGCUGCCGACUACCCUAUCAGGAACAAUAACCAGCUGGUGGCGUUCCUGUCCAAGUACAGAGACCUGAAUUUCAUUAAGUCCCAUGGCCGGGACAAUGCAAGGUUCAUCCGUAAGCAGGGUCUGGAUCGUCUCUUCUACGAGUGCGACACUCACAUGUGGAGGCUGGGCGACCGAAAAAUCCCAGAAGGCAUCUCUGUGGACGGCGGCUCUGACUGGUUCCUCCUCAACCGCGUGUUUGUGGAAUAUGUGAUCAACUCCAAGGACGAUCUGGUCACCAACAUGAAGCGAUUCUACGCGUACACGCUGCUGCCUGCUGAGUCGUUCUUCCACACCGUGCUGGAGAACAGCGCCCACUGCGAGAGCAUGGUGGACAACAACCUGCGCAUCACCAACUGGAACCGUAAACUGGGCUGCAAGUGUCAGUACAAGCACAUUGUGGACUGGUGUGGAUGCUCGCCCAAUGACUUCAAGCCUUCAGACUUUCACCGCUUCCAGCAAACGGUGCGGCCCACCUUCUUCGCCAGGAAGUUUGAGGCCAGCGUGAACCAGGAGAUAGUGAACCAGCUGGAUGCCUACCUGUUUGGACCGCUUCCCCAGGGGACGCUGGGACUGAACUCGUACUGGGAGAAUGUUUACGACGAGCCAGAUGGCGUCGGCAGCCUGUCGGACACGCUGCUCACGUAUUACCACUCCUUCACGCGGAUGGGCCUGGUGAGGGCUGCGGCCUCGCUUCAGGGGAACCCAAACGAUCACAGCUGCAGGUAUUUCCCAAUGGGCCACCCUGUGUCAGUGCAUCUCUACUUCCACCUGGACCAGUUCCAGGGCUACCUGGUCAAGCACCAUGCCACCAACCUGGCAACAAGCAAGCUGGAGAUUAUGGAGACCUGGGUGGCACCAAAAAAGAACUUUGAGCUGACCACGCUUCCAGGCAGCACAUUCAGCCGGCUUCAGUUCGCCGAGAUUGGCACCGAGUGGGACGCUAAAGAGCGCAUGUUCAGGAACAUCGGCGGCCUGAUGGGCCCCAUGGACGAGACGGUGGGCAUGCAGAAGUGGAACAAAGGGCCAAACAUCACAGUCACCGUGGUCUGGAUCGACCCCACCAACGUCAUCGCUGCCACCUACGACAUCCUGAUUGACGCGAGCGCAGAGUUCACCCACUAUCGUCCGCCACUCAACCAGCCGCUGCGACCCGGAGUCUGGAACGUCCGAAUCCUACACAACUGGAGCCCCGUGGCCGAGAUUCGUUUCCUUAUCGUUCCGCUGGCCUAUAACAAGCACCAGCCUAUUAGACAAGAGGACACGCUGAGGCUCCACAACGGGCCAGCGAAGAACAGCUACAUGGAGCAGAGCUUCCACGGCCUGAACCCGGUGCUCAACAUCCCCGUCAGCCUGGCUUACGUGGAGCGAGCCAAGAGGAAUGCGGCCCUCACCGGGCCGGAGCUCGAGGGCUGGGUGGACGGCCUGGUGGGAGAGCUGUGGGAGGCCGCCGACAUCUGCGCCGUUGGCCUCACCGCCUGCCCCGUCAUGCAGCCCUGUGCCAAGAGCCCUUGGAGCUCCAUGAGCCCUGAUCCCAAAUCCCAACUGGGAGCGCCGCACCCCGACGGCCGCAUAAGGUAGCAGCGAGGCCUCCAGCAGGACGGGAGGCCGUGACACUGUUUGUUUUUUUUAUUUAUUCGAGAGGCUUAUUGCAGAAGGGGGCAGGUUGGGGGGAGGGAGGAAGAGGAGAAUCUCUUCCUCUGCACCUCUGAGCAGAAGCAAAUGGAAAAAAAGGUGGAGUCCUCCAGCGUGCUGUGGGUAAGGCUGUCUUAAAAGCGAGGGGGAAGCGUUUCUCUGAACCUCCCACAGAGUUUAUUCCUCGCGGGGAUUUUGCUGGCUUUGCUAUUUCACUUUUCUCAGUGUAUUUAUUUUUUUCUUUUCAUGGCUGAGUUUUACUGUGAUAAAACGUUGCAAUUUUGGAGCUUUUUACUGUGCGGCCCAAUGAAUUGCGACGCCCUGCUUUUUGGGGCUGUGUGGCCAAGCGAGUCUGAACUGUCGACACUGCUGCAACGAAGCCUUAGCGGGAAGAGAUUCACCGGGAGGUAGCCGAGCACUGACACAAACCUGGCUCCCAAAGCCUCAUCACCAGAAACACUACGACAGCAACUGACCGAUAAGCGCCCCUAAACGGAUUAGUAACAGAUUUUAUUUUAAUUUUAUUUAUUAGAUAAACACACCAGCCCUUAUAUGUACAUAUAGGCACCCCUGGUAAGGACACGCAAGAAGCCUUAAAAAAAAACUAGUACAUCUCUUACUGCAGUGAUAUAAUCUCCUGAUGAAAAAUUUUCCAGUUUGAGCUUUGCUUUUCAUGCGACUUUUUUUUGUCACACUUCCAGCUGUUUUAAGCUUUUUUUUUUUAUUAUUUUAUUUAUCUCUCCGACUGUAGAUAUGAGGGUCGUCAUGAUGGUAAAGUUUCAACUCAACAACUUCAAUUUUUGAUUGUUUCUCCAAAAGCAAAGGAUUCCUUAGUAAUACAGAUCAAAAGUAACGAAUUGCUCCUUGGCAAUAUUUUUCAUUGUAUUAGAGCACAAUUGAUAAAUAAUUAGUAAUUCAGAAAGAAACUAUUAUUUAAGUUUCUUUUUGUUUAGCAGAAACUGAACUAGAGCAUCUAAAAAAUGGAAAAAGUGUUUAAGGAAGAAUUCAGACUUCAUCCCUGCAAUCAAUUGGAAGAAAAAAUGUUUUUAACAUUGUAAUCUAUUGUCUCGACGGGUGUUCUGGUUUUUUUUUUUUUUUUGGCUCUUUCACCAUUUCGUACCAAACUCCUUACUUGUGUAAUGUCUGAGUUUUAACUGGGAGCUUUUCUGAUCUGCAAAAUUAGCAGAUUUUUUUAAACUUCCAUCAGCAGCAGCAGCUCGUUGUUUCAACCUGGAUAGUUCAGGUGAGCCUCAGCAGGAAGGGGAGGGACUGAGGAGUGUCUGCAUUUCCACAGCGCUGCUGAUGCUGCUGUGCGAAGUCAUGUGAUAACUUGGGGAUGUGAAAGUUGCUCAGUUGGUAUCUGUUGUGACGCAAAUACCAUCUAAAUUCCCCUUUUUUUAUGUUGAUCAUAUUUAAAUAUUGUUUAUUGAAGACAUGGACAGCCUUGGGCAAGAAACACCAUCUACCUUACUUGGUUUGCAUUUUGAACAGUCAGGCCAGAAAUGAGUCUUUCUAGCAUCCCAUUUACGACGAUACAUUUCCAGACUUUGUGAUCAAUUUUAAAAAGAAGUAAUAACAACUUAUUCAGUUUCACUAAUUUCACAGGGAUUUAAUUUCUAAAUCUGUAUUUCUUUUUUCUUUUUUUUACCAGGGGUGCCGAUUAAUGUGUGAGGCGCUGUAAAAUCACACAUUUCUGCUGUUGAGUGCCUGAUUAGGUUUCAGAGCAGCUGUGGCUGGUUUUGUUUUGUUGGGAUAAAAAUGCCUUUUUUUAAAAAAAUAAUUAGUCAACUGGAAAAAGAAAUAUUAC